Messenger RNA from Monascus purpureus, 1233 nucleotides. NCBI's taxonomy places the organism in Eukaryota, Fungi, Ascomycota, Eurotiomycetes, Eurotiales, Aspergillaceae. The record is from the annotation of a GenBank genome assembly.
AUGCUUGCUCGAACCCUCCUCGCCGCAGCAAUAUGGCCGGCACUUGUCCUCGGCCAUAACAAAGCAUCCCAGAAGCAAGACCCUCUAAGUGGGGAUAUCGACAGAUCCUCUCGAUGGCAAUCAGGGUACACCUUCAGCGGGAUCCAGACAUUUGCGCAUUUACCGCAUGUGCAAUGUUUGGUCGAGCAGGAUGCUCCUUUCGAUCUAGCGGUGAUCGGAGUGCCGUUUGACACAGCUGUGGGAUAUCGGCCAGGCGCCAGAUUCGGUCCACGGGCUAUCCGAACCGCCAGUCAACGACAGGUUCCAUCGAGAGGAUUCAAUCAUGCACAGGGAAUCAACCCGUAUCAGAAUUGGGCUACGUUUGUCGAUUGUGGUGAUAUUCCAGUAACGCCAUUCGAUAAUGCUGUUGCUUUCAAACAAAUGACAGAGGCAUAUCGGGACCUCCUUCGUCGACCGGCAAAAACACAGCCAACGACCGCAACAGCAAGGGCUCUUGGGAAAGACGGUGUGUAUCAUCCUCGCGUGCUGAGUUUGGGAGGAGAUCAUUCUAUUCUCCUGCCGGCUCUGCGCAGCUUGCAUGAGAUCUACGGGCCUGUUAGCGUGUUGCAUUUUGACAGUCAUCUGGAUACGUGGAAUCCGUUGUCGUUGGCCGGUGAAUGGGCUUCGGAGCAAUCGGACUAUAACCACGGUUCAAUGCUCUGGAUCGCAAAGAAUGAAGGCCUCAUCUCAGACGAGGCAAACCUCCACGCCGGUCUGCGCACGAGGAUCUUCGGCAACGAUUACGGCGAUUAUGAUGAAGACGCGAAGCAGAAUUUCCAGUACAUUGAGACAGAGGAACUGGACGAAAUCGGCAUUGAAGGCAUCGCGAACCGCAUCAAAGAAGUAAUCGGUGAUGGAUACGUCUAUCUCAGCAUCGACAUCGACGUGCUCGAACCCGGCCUCGCCCCAGGGACAGGAUGUCCCGAACCAGGCGGCUGGACCACGCGGGAGCUGAAGGCUAUCCUGCGCCAGCUGACUUCGUUGAAUAUCGUCGGUGCGGAUGUAGUCGAGGUCGCGCCGCCGUAUGAUGAUCGUGGUGAGUCGACUGCUUGGGCCGCUGCUGAUCUUGCGUACGAGAUUUUCGGGUUGAUGGUUGGGAAUCCUUUGUAUCCUGUUGAAGGGUAUGUGGGGAGGACCACGCAUGCUGGACGGGGCGGGUUGAAAAGGGCUACGGGGAGGAAGGAUGAGUUGUAA